CAGAACUCCUCCAAGCAGGAUGAAAACCGACCUGGAGCUGGCCCUGGAGUGUGCUGUGAACGUCUACCACCAGUAUGCUGUGCUGAACCGCCCCAUCGACGACUACCUGAGCAAGACCGAGUUCUCCAAGCUGCUGAAGGAGACGGCCAAGCCCUUCCUGAACGACACCAAGCCGCCCAACAUGAGCACUGACGACUACAUCAACCAGCUCUUCACCAAAGCCGACGGGAACCACGACGGGCGCCUCAAGUUCACUGAGUUCAUGACCACGCUCAACCUGGUGGCCAUCAAUGCCCAUGACAGGUCCCACAAGGGCCCUGGUGGGGACCAUGACCAUGGGCACGACCACGGGCAUGACCACGGGCACGACCACGGGCACGACCACGGCCGCCGUCCCCGGAACUGA
Lepidothrix coronata (blue-crowned manakin) is the source of this 406-nucleotide messenger RNA. Its product is annotated as protein S100-A9-like. The record is from RefSeq and is a predicted model, not a curated record. The transcript is spliced from 3 exons. Gene Ontology annotation, molecular function: calcium ion binding. The coding region runs from base 20 to 406 and encodes 128 amino acids. NCBI's taxonomy places the organism in Eukaryota, Metazoa, Chordata, Aves, Passeriformes, Pipridae.